Acytostelium subglobosum LB1 is the source of this 312-nucleotide messenger RNA. RefSeq lists its product as hypothetical. Lineage: Eukaryota; Evosea; Eumycetozoa; Acytosteliales; Acytosteliaceae. The record is from RefSeq and is a predicted model, not a curated record. Bases 1 to 312 code for a protein of 103 amino acids. The transcript has a single exon.
AUGUGCAUGAUGUACUUGGUGUACGGCACACUGAUCAUUCUGAUACUGUUUGUGAUCUUCUCGAACCGCGACGACAGCGACUCGCACCGCUCGUCGGGCGCCGAGAGCAAGUGUCGCUCAGAGAUUAGUCUGUCAUCGAUUGAUCGCAGCAGUGUAAUGUCACAAUGGACGCGAACCAGUUCAAGUGGUAGCAGUGGAUGUGAUAGUCUCUCCUGUCCCAUGGCCACCACCGUUGUACCACCAACCAAUCAUUGUACGGCAGCUGCAGCACAGUUCUCAUCAUAUAAUGGUGCUUCAUUACAAGAACCAUAA